AUGCAGGAAAUCCUGAAGUCCAAGAUCCUUGAUUGGCACCCACGGAGUUCGAAUAUCAUGGAGAUUCCUGGAUGGAAAGACAAAAAUACAUUCGAUGACGGAUGGAAUAGUGAUGAUGAUGAUGGAGGACUAUUGGCAGCCAUACGUAACUGCAGCAUUGUGCAUGAAGAAGGUAGCAAAAAUAAGCCACCAGUUGCACCCAUUGUGAGGGACUCAUCAACUCAGAACAUCGAGAAUGCGGGUAGAACAUAUAUCAUUCAUGCUACCACUAGUCCAGUACCACCUAAUCAUUCGCCAUCACAAGUGAAUGUUAAUAGCGUUCAAGAGAAUGAUACAAAAAUGGAUAUACUACAGCAAAUAAUCGACUCUGGAAUCAUGGAUUGGAAUCCUCAGGUGUCGUGGACGGCAAAGGCCACAGCAUACAAUGGCAUGCCACAAAUAGUCAAUCAUGUAGAGGAACAGUCAACAGUGAUGAAGGGCAGCAAAGCAGAUGAUCAGGAAGGUUAUAAUAGAAGGAAUAAGCCACCUCGACCACGCGGACGGCCAGUCAAGAAAGUGAUCACACGGCGAAAAAAACACAAGACACAAAUGGUCAUGAAUACUGAUACGGUUAGACCCAUAAUACGUGCCACAAGUAACCCUUGUCAGCAAGAAUCUCCAGCAAGUGUAGUCAGAAUUUUAUCUGACAGGCGCAUCAAGCGUCCACAAGUCAUUGCAUCUAAGAUAAAUCAGAUGGACAAAGUGAUAUCAAGUGUUGCUGAAGCGCACGAUGAGGAUGAUGAUGAGAACAACGAGGAAAAUCAAUGGAGUCGAGCACCAUCUGAGACAUCACCCAAGAGAGCAACACCUGAUGAUAAAUAUAGACCACCGCCAUCACAGCAAGCUGAGCUACGAUCACCAUCAAUCGAUGGACAAAAGACCAUAAUGGUUGCAUCGACGGAUGAGGAAAUAGCAUCUCGUGCAAUGGCCCGACCAAUUGUCUGGACGUCUGCAUGGCAUAACUGGAAAACACUCGCACCAAAUGAAUGGAUUGAUGCGACAGUAGCAAACUUUUAUUUGUCCAAUGUGUGGUAUGAGAUGCUGGGCAGGUCUUCCAUGAGAUACGUGGACUUUUAUGCAGCCAUGGUGGAUGAGAUGGUGGAUGAAGAACUGGAGCUCUUCAGGAGGAAUCAUUUCUUGCCUCAGGGAGGCAUAUGUCCUGUGGUCCCUGUCGGAUUGAUAGUCCAUCAUUCCGAUCACUUCUUUGCAGUCAUUUUCGACUAUCGUCGACGCACAGCGCAUGUCUUGGGUCGCCGUAUUUCCGACUCGGUAAUGGACAUCGAUGGAGUGGAUUUACACGACUGGAAUGAUUGGAGUGGGCCACAAUACUGGAGGAGAAUUGGAUCGCUUCAUGGCUGGAGUACAGGGGAUGUCAGCGAUGUGUCCGUGAUAAGCAAGGACUGGAUGCAAAAUGGCGUGGACUGUGGUCCUAUCGCUUGCUCCGUGCUUGAACAAUGCCUCACCUCAGGAUUAGAUGAGCAUGGCAACCUGCCAGGGUUUGAAGUCCAAUGCGGCCACAUACUGCGAAUCACAAUGUUGCAUAAGAUCGCCGGGCGCAUCAAACUCAGCUGCAGCGACUAUCUGAUUCUCCUGGACGGUCCACAAGAUUAUUGGAGAGAGGAUGAUGUGCCAGAUGAAGAUGUUAUUUCUGCGAUUCAAAAUGGGCGGCACCAGGCUGAGUGCCUCGAGCUCAUGCGUAAAUUGACUAUCUUGAGCGCCACUUGCUCGAUGUGUCAACGUCCCAUUCUACAUCAGGAUGAUGAAAGCCCCUUCCAAAACGAGGAUAACGGAGAUAUGAACCAAGUCGAUCAGGAUGUUGUAGAUGCUGAAUGGAGUGAAGGCGAGGAUACACUCGGCAUUUCGCUUCCUGCAGGCAGGAAGGUGCAUCUUGCAAAGUUGUUGAAAGCAAACAAACAACUAGCAGGAUCCCGGAACCGCAAUUCAAUAGUCCCUCGCUCUGUUGGAACACACCUCGAAUUGGAACCAGAGAUACUACCUGACAUGCAUGAUGCAGGCGACUCGCAACGCUCUAAAUCUGCCUUAGCAUCUCGGAGGCGAGUGAAAAACUUGAAUCUAGGAAGCAACAAACGAUUUCCACGUCCAAUUCCACCACUUCCCCUUGGUGCAUAUUCAGGUAGGAGGUGGCUCAAGGACGACCUCGCAUUCGACGAUUAUGAAGGUGGGCCUACAAUCGAGAUGUUGAUAAGACCCAGGGACGUAAAUAACACUAUGACAUUGUGUGCUGGGGAAAUCCAACUUUCUACUGCCUGGGUGUAUUGGGUCGACCAUGGAUAUCGCAUCACGCCUAGCUCAUUCCAUAUAUUCUAUCAAUGCGACCCCACGGCCACCAUGGACCACAUCAUGCCUAUUGGAACGACCAGCUCAUAUGAUGCUUCAAAUCAGAUUCCAGAUCGAGUGACGGGUGCAUACAGCCUUGCACGCCUCAGACCAUCUCCAGAAGCACAGCACGUGCAUAUUACAGAUGUGGAAAUACUCUCUGCUUCGGAACUCAUUGAUUCCGCGCAAUACGACCCCCCUCUGCAUGAAGAAUGUAGGUUCGGACACAAUGCUUUUGUCCGUGGCCACACCAGUCAUCGAUACGGUGAUGGUGCUGCAUUAUACGUCGACCUGGAAAGAGAUUCAAUCACAUUUUCAGAGGAUGAGAUAGAGACCUCGGUGGACAUAGACAGUAUCAUUUGGACGACAAAAAUGUUCCGAUGCAAGGGUUCUGUGGGGAUCUACAUCACUCCGCCAUUUCAAACAAAGCCUGGCAUAUUCAAGCACAAUCACACAUAUGUCGACAUUAUGAUACCGCAGUCGGAAGGGGACGCCAAUAGUCCUGGUGGAAGAACAGAAUGGCUGUCCAAAAGAUUUCCCAUGUCUGCCAUCCCUCAUGCCUCUAUUGGGCGCAUAUCCUCCGCUUCCUCGACGCUCAAUCUUUACGUUGCCUUCCCAAGAAUGAUUCAUCAACACCCGGUGAAUGGUCGUAGAAUCACCCUGAUGCCAAAGGAGGUCUUGGAUAUCUUUUGGGAUAGAGUGCUGCUGCCAUCCAUAGGAGACUGCACCGACGUCAGCUGGGCGCCUUACCUCAAGCACACUUUGGAGGAGGCAAGAUAUAAGGCGAGAGGUAGAGAUGGACGCAAAGGCGGAUGGGGUCCUCCAAAGACAAUACCACUCUCUGAUGAUGACUUUAGAGAUGUGCAGGACCGCAUGGAAGCUCGCAUACGUGAUGGAGGGGGAGAGCUGAGUAUGUAUGGAUCGUUGUUCUUUAUUCUGGAGGGAAAAGGAAUAAAGCUCCUGACAAAGGACGGACAGAGAGGCCGUUUCUCAGGACCAGAGGAGGCCCUGCGUCGAAAUCUGUCCGACCUCGACUGGCCAUAUAUGAUGGACCGGAGGCACGGGGAGCUUCUUCUGGAUGUAGGCAUCUCAUUCACGCCUCGCUCUCCAGAUGUUCCUGUCGUCGGGGUGUGGAGAUUAGAUGCGUUGGAGGCAUCGUUUGGCAGAAAUGCAACAGGAAAGGAUCAGCAGCAGACGCACAUAGCAUUCAGGAGCACCUAUAAUCUAUACUACGAGUCGAUCCGCACGAACAACAACCAGGCGAACUUUGCUUCCGACAGCGAUGCAUACAAGCUAUCUCCUUCAUACAUGGCUGAAUGCUUUGACAUCAUGAAGGGAAGACAUACUGGUGUUAGAGAUGAGUAUAGGGUCAGUGGUCACGCAGCAAGGAUCAUGUUGGACAAUAUAGAAAGCAAGGCUGUUCAAUAUCUGCAAUCAGAUCCAAUACUGUGGAUUCCAUCCACAAUCUGGUUCGAGCUCAUCAGGCGACGUGUACGGGAGAUUCAAAGGACCCAAAUAACCAUCGUAAAAAAGAACCCUCCCAAUCUUGGCAUCCUGACUGGUCUGCUAAACCACAUGCUUCGCUCGACUACAUCAACCCCUAUCAUCUAUGACUCCCAUGUCCGCGAAUCCCUCACCCUCCUUGAAUACAGGAAUGUGCUCGAGACAGCAGGGAUGUUUUUCUUGCAGGACUUCGAUAUAAACAGCGACACGUGCCUAGAGGAGGUGCAGCAAAUCGAUGAUGUUAAUGUUUUGGGACUUAUGGGAGUAACUGCAAAGGCGCAAAGGGAUAGAGCAGUGGCAAGGAUGGAUGCAUGGCGACGCAAUGAGUCAGAAUCAGAAGAAUAUCCUCUUGGUCGGACACCAACCUGGACCAGCCUCAAGACAGCCAUCUCACACUCUCCAGCGACAAUCAUGAGAGACUGGUCAUGGACAUCCAGGAUGUCCAACAUUCAACUCACUGUUGGACGUUUGGUCGUAAUGUUCACAAGGCAUCUGUGGCUCAUGCUGAUGGAAGAAGUCAUUAAAGGCACCAGACCCUACCCUAACUCACUUUAUGAUGCCAUGAAGUGCUGGACGAUAACAAGCAUCGACGAUACACUUGCUUCUGUCGCUUUUGAAGCCUGCAAUGCUGGUUUGCAUGACCAUACAGGCGUAACUCCAGGUCGCUUGGGUCCCCAGUCAAGAGCCUUUGUGCACAGAUGCUCGUUAUUCUUUCCUGACCCUGACGCUCCCCAUAAGCGCAAUGCUCAGUGGUGUGGACUGUGGGAAAGAGAUGGAUACAUCGCAGAAUUCCAUAGGACGAUGAAGACAUUGGAUGGGGAUCAGCAGGAAUCGCUAAAGCAAGGUUUACGGGACAUAUUUUCGGAACUUCACUGUCUACCUUCGAGUGGUGUGAGGGUGUGGAUCCAAAAGAAGGAUGCCAUAGUAUUCGUAACAAAUCCUGCAUUUUAUAGGAUCGACCGCAUUGGAAGGGGGGGCGAGAGUCAGAGGAGAGCUCCAAGAGCGCGUCGGACUAUGAAGGUGAUCAAGGGAAAGCGCAUAUUUGCGGCUGAUCUCAUGGACUCACAACCAUUCGACGCCGAUGGGAAUUUGAGAAGGAAGACAGAGAGGCAAAAGCGUCGGGAGAUUCACAAAAAGAUGACUAUGGAAAAGAGAAACAAAAGGGUACCCCCACCCCCACGUCCUCGCAAGUCCAGGCCAUUCCCAAUGAGUGAAUCAGCACAUGUGGUGACAGAUGAUGAAAUGGAUGUGGAUUAG
Messenger RNA from Suillus plorans, 5136 nucleotides. RefSeq lists its product as uncharacterized. NCBI's taxonomy places the organism in Eukaryota, Fungi, Basidiomycota, Agaricomycetes, Boletales, Suillaceae. The record is from RefSeq and is a predicted model, not a curated record. The transcript has 10 exons. Bases 1 to 5136 code for a protein of 1711 amino acids.